GAAGGGUGCAGUUUUGAAUGAGUGCACGGGAAGGAGUAUAAAGCGGGAAACUCCGAACACAGAGUAUUCUGUAAUGGUUCGUGUAAUGGUUCGACCGAGUUUCUGUCUUUUUACACCUCCUCUUACAAGUGUACUGAUACCUAGUUUUAAUGAUUGGACCCACUGCCAAAGACCUAUGACUCCAUGAUGUCUCUGGUCUGAACCACACAGGAAACCUUUGCCCUCAGGUUGAAAGUACACUCCACAUACGAACAGAAAAAAUAGAUCUGUACCAAGUCAUGUCCCAGUGAAACUUUAGAACAUCAAGAGUAAAAAGAGAGCAGUACAAACCUCGAGACAGAGAAGAGACUGCCUGCAACAGAAACAACAGUUAGUCGAGCAGCAUACUUCGUCCAGCAACAAUACAUGCUGCAGGAGGGUCACUGAUCCCUUCAAAGUGCUGAGAAGCCCCGCCUGCUCCUCACACCAUGUAUGUGUGGAAUCCAUGCACAGAACACUGACAGCUCUCUCCAAAGAAUUCGAUGAGGAACUUGAAGCUUAGAGAGAUUAGUAACCUGCCCAAGGGGAAGAGAAGAAGCAGGAAUCUAAUGUGUGUCCUGAGCUUUCAGCCUCUAUGCUGUAUUGAUUGGAAAAGAAACUCUAUGGUCUCUUGCACACUUUCCAGCAAGAGUUAAUUCACUGAAAUCAGUGCCUUGGGGCAGUAUCUGUUUUGCCAGCCACCUGUCACCUGGUUCCCUCCAGGGCACACCAUGUCUCUGCCCUUUUAUCAGAGGCUCCACCAGCACUAUGACAGCAGCUAUCGUAACAGGGACCUUCGCAGCACCAUGAGCCAGUACCAGGAGGAGAAGAAAAGUUCUGCCAUCUAUACCCACGGCUCGACGGCCUACAGCAGCCGCUCCUCUGCCGCGCACCGCCAGGAAUCUGAGGCCCUCAGCCAGGCAUCCACUGCCUCCUACCUCCAGCAGGCCUCCCGGGCCGCUGAAUCCACCCAUGCAUUCGCAGCCAGUCGGAAGAUAGCCUCAGCCUAUGAUUAUGGCUACUCCCAUGGACUUACAGAUUCCAGUCUCAUGUUAGAAGAUUAUUCAUCCAAGUUGAGCCCCCAAGCAAAGAGAGCCAAGAAGAGCCUUCUCUCCGGAGAAGAGAAGGAAAAUCUGCCAAGUGACUAUAUGGUGCCCAUUUUCUCAGGACGCCAAGUGCAUGUCAGUGGAAUUACAGAUACAGAAGAAGAAAGAAUUAAAGAAGCUGCUGCUUAUAUAGCCCAGAGAAAUCUUCUUGCUAGUGAAGAAGGAAUCACGGCAUCCAAACAGUCUGCUAUAUCCAAACAGUCUGCUGUCUCCACACAGUCCGCUGUCUCCAAACAGUCUGCUGUAUCCAAACAGUCCUCAGUAUCCAAACAGUCCUCAGUAUCCAAACAGUCCUCAGUAUCCAAACAGUCUACAUCCACUCUUCACCAGGAAGAAGCUUUUGAGAAGAAGUCAAGGAAAGUAGCAAUUCGAGAGAAGGCAGAACGCAUGUCACUGACAAAAACAUUAGAAGAAACUGAGGCAUUUCAUAGAAAGUUGAAUGAAGAUCAUCUUCUCCAUGCUCCCGACUUUGUCAUUAAGCCUCGUUCCCACACUGUUUGGGAGAAAGAAAGUGUAAAAUUACAUUGCUCUGUAUCCGGCUGGCCAGAACCUCGUGUCACAUGGUAUAAAAACCAGGUACCGAUCAACGUCCACGCACACCCUGGAAAAUAUAUUAUUGAGAGUCGAUAUGGAAUGCAUACUCUGGAGAUCAAUGCAUGUGAUUUUGAAGACACUGCUCAGUACCGGGCCUCUGCGAUGAACGUUAAAGGGGAGCUUUCAGCAUAUGCUUCAGUUGUGGUGAAGAGAUAUAAGGGAGAGUUUGAUGAGACUCGCUUCCAUGCUGGGGUUUCCACCCUGCCCCUCAGCUUUGGUGUGACCCCUUAUGGUUAUGCAUCCAAGUUUGAGAUCCACUUUGAUGACAAGUUUGAUGUGUCUUUUGGAAGAGAGGGCGAGACAAUGAGUCUAGGCUGCCGUGUAGUUAUCACUCCUGAAAUUAAGCACUUCCAGCCAGAGAUCCAGUGGUACCGAAAUGGAGCACCUAUUUCUUCAUCCAAAUGGGUGCAAACACUUUGGAGCGGAGAUCGAGCGACAUUGACAUUUUCUCAUCUCAACAAAGAAGAUGAAGGCCUCUACACAAUCCGUGUGCGAAUGGGAGAAUAUUAUGAACAAUAUAGUGCUUAUGUCUUUGUUCGAGACGCUGAUGCAGAGAUCGAAGGAGCUCCAGCCUCUCCCUUGGACGUGGUGUGCUUGGAAGCCAACAAAGAUUAUAUCAUUAUCUCUUGGAAACAGCCAGCUGUGGAUGGAGGGAGUCCUAUUCUGGGAUAUUUUAUUGAUAAGUGUGAGGUGGGCACAGAUAGCUGGUCUCAAUGCAAUGAUACACCUGUGAAGUUUGCUCGUUUUCCAGUCACUGGAUUGAUAGAAGGUCGUUCUUACAUAUUCCGAGUUCGAGCUGUGAAUAAGAAUGGAAUAGGUCUACCAUCUAGAGUUUCUGAGCCUGUGGCUGCUCUGGAUCCAGCUGAGAAAGCUAGACUUAAAAGUCGCCCUUCAGCACCCUGGACUGGACAGAUCAUUGUCACUGAAGAGGAACCUUCAGAGGGUAUUGUUCCCGGCCCCCCAACAGACCUCUCUGUCACAGAGGCUACCCGGAGCUAUGUGGUGCUAAGUUGGAAGCCCCCUGGCCAGCGUGGCCAUGAGGGCAUUCUGUACUUUGUGGAAAAGUGUGAAGCAGGAACAGAAAACUGGCAGCGGGUGAACACAGAGCUCCCUGUGAAGUCACCUCGCUUUGCUCUGUUCGACCUGGCUGAAGGGAAAUCCUACCGUUUCCGUGUCCGCUGUUCUAACUCAGCAGGAGUUGGUGAGCCCUCAGAGGCAACGGAAGUGACAGUGGUAGGGGACAAACUUGAUAUCCCCAAGCCCCCAGGCAAAAUCAUCCCAAGCAGAAAUACAGACACAUCAGUGGUAGUUUCAUGGGAGGAAUCCAAAGAUGCUAAAGAGCUGGUCGGCUACUACAUAGAGUCAAGCAUUGUUGGCUCUGGCAAGUGGGAGCCUUGCAACAACAACCCUGUGAAGGGCCCACGAUUUACUUGCCAUGGAUUGGCGACUGGUCAGAGUUAUAUCUUCCGGGUUAGAGCAGUGAAUGCAGCUGGACUUAGCGAAUAUUCACAGGAUUCAGAAGCGAUUGAAGUUAAAGCUGCUAUUGCUGCACCCUCUCCACCCUGUGACAUCACUUGUCUUGAAAGUUUUCGUGACUCGAUGGUUCUUGGAUGGAAGCAACCAGAUAAGACUGGAGGGGCUGAAAUUACUGGCUAUUAUGUGAACUAUCGUGAGGUAAUUGACGGAGUACCAGGAAGAUGGAGAGAAGCCAACAUCAAAGCUGUCAGUGAUGAGGCAUAUAAGAUUAGCAACUUGAAGGAAAAUAUGGUGUAUCAGUUCCAAGUGGCAGCCAUGAACAUCGCCGGGUUGGGAGAGCCCUCGGCAGUAAGUGCAUGCUUCAAAUGUGAAGAGUGGACCAUUGCUGUUCCAGGACCCCCACACAAUGUCAAAUAUAGUGAAGUCAGGAAAACCUCCCUGGUUCUGCAGUGGAAGCCUCCUAUCCACUCGGGAAGGACUCCCGUCACGGGUUACUUUGUAGACUUGAAGGAGGCCCAUGCCAAGGACGACCAGUGGCGAGGACUCAAUAAGGCAGCUAUUAAGAACACGUACCUGAGGGUACAAGGCCUCAAGGAGGGUGUCAGCUACGUGCUCCGUGUCCGAGCCAUCAACCAGGCGGGUGUUGGCAAGCCAUCAGACCUUGCUGGGCCUGUUGUGGCAGAAACCCGUCCAGGAACCAAAGAGGUUGUUGUAAAUGUGGAUGAUGAUGGAGUAAUUUCACUGAACUUUGAAUGUGAUCAGAUGGCUCCAAAUUCUCAGUUCAGCUGGUCCAAAGAUUAUGUAUCCACUGAGGACUCUCCACGAUUAGAGAUUGAAAGCAAAGGCAACAAGACGAAAAUGACCUUCAAGGACCUGGGGACAGAAGACCUGGGCAUUUACUCCUGUGAUGUAACGGACACUGAUGGAAUAGGGUCAAGCUACUUGAUUGAUGAGGAAGAGCUGAAACGUUUACUAGCUCUCAGCCAAGAACACAAGUUCCCAACUGUCCCAAUUAAGUCAGAGUUGGCAGUUGAAAUCUUGGAGAAAGGCCAGGUCCGGUUUUGGAUGCAGGCUGAGAAGCUGUCUGGCAACACCAAAGUCACCUACAUAUUUAAUGACAAGGAGAUUUUUGAAGGGCCGAAAUACAAGAUGCAUAUUGACCGAAACACUGGCAUAAUUGAAAUGUUCAUGGAAAAGCUACAGGAUGAGGAUGAAGGAACAUAUACUUUCCAGCUUCAAGAUGGAAAAGCAACCGGCCACUCCACUCUUGUUCUCAUUGGAGAUGUUUAUAAAAAACUCCAGAAAGAAGCCGAAUUCCAGCGGCAAGAAUGGAUCAGGAAACAAGGUCCUCAUUUUGCUGAGUAUUUGAGCUGGGAAGUGACUGGUGAAUGUAAUGUACUAUUGAAAUGCAAGGUGGCAAAUAUUAAGAAGGAGACUCAUAUUGUGUGGUACAAAGAUGAAAGAGAGAUAUCAGUGGAUGAAAAGCAUGACUUUAAGGAUGGUAUAUGUACCCUGCUUAUAACAGAGUUUUCCAAGAAAGAUGCUGGGAUUUAUGAAGUUAUCCUGAAAGAUGACAGAGGAAAAGAUAAGAGCAGACUGAAGCUUGUGGAUGAAGCCUUUAAAGAACUGAUGAGUGAAGUAUGUAAAACCAUAGCUCUGUCUGCUACAGAUCUGAAAAUCCAGAGCACAGCUGAGGGCAUCCGGCUGUACUCUUUUGUUACUUACUACCUGGAUGAUCUGAAAGUUAACUGGUCCCACAAUGGGACUCCUAUUAAGUACUCGGACAGAGUUAAGAGUGGGGUCACUGGGGAGCAGAUCUGGCUGCAAAUCAGCGAGCCCACUCCGAAUGACAAAGGCAAAUAUGUGAUGGAGCUCUUUGAUGGCAAAACUGGACAUCUGAAGACAGUGGAUCUUUCUGGACAAGCCUAUGAUGAAGCCUAUGCUGAAUUCCAGAGAUUAAAACAAGCUGCCAUUGCUGAGAAAAACCGUGCCCGAGUGGUGGGUGGACUCCCCGAUGUGGUCACCAUCCAGGAAGGCAAGGCGCUUAAUCUCACCUGCAUCGUGUGGGGCGACCCAACUCCAGAGGUUUCCUGGUUAAAGAACGAGAAGCCCCUGGUCCCAGAUGACCACUGUAGCAUCAGGUUCGAGGCCGGCAAGACUGCCUACUUCACCAUCAGUGGGGUGAGCACCGCCGACUCCGGCAAAUACGGGCUGGUUGUGAAGAACAAGUACGGCUCAGAGAUAAGCGACUUCACAAUCAGUGUGUUCAUCCCGGAGGAGGUGGCUAGGAAGGCGACUGAGCAGCCCCAGAAAGGCAACAAGAAGGCCAAGUGACCAGGAGGCUGUACGAGGGAGCUGCGCUGAGCUGCCUUGUGUUACUCACGUGCGAAUGGCCUGGGUUAAGUGUAAGGAACUCUUCCCGCUUUCUACUCCCCAUUUUUGUGCUGGCUCAGGGGAAAAUCAUAAAAUCUCUCAUUCAUAUAAAAAAGCAUCAACUAACAACAUUUUGAUAGUUUUCUGUAUCAACAAAUUCUGUGUUAAGAAAAUGCCAUUGGUCGCACAAAUACUAGGAAACGGUUUUAAAGAAAAGACCAGAAUAAAGACGGAGGGAGGUUGGAUGAUGGUCAGAGAGUAGGUGAAUAUGUUGUGGAGCAGGAUUUGGACUUGGCUCGACUUUUCCCAGGGAAAUUCUCAUGGGUUGCAAUCAUACUUCAGCAUCCUGUCCAAAGGGGGAUGAAUUGUUGAGCCAAGCAGUGUGUUUUGUGUGUUGUUAAUGAUAGUGACGUGCUUAUCUGUUGGCAGUCUUGUGAUUUGGAGCCUCCUCAGUAUUAAUAAACAGUCCUCACACCUCU
Messenger RNA from Lutra lutra (Eurasian river otter), 6046 nucleotides. It is a transcript of the gene MYOM1, whose product is annotated as myomesin 1. The record is from RefSeq and is a predicted model, not a curated record. Lineage: Eukaryota; Metazoa; Chordata; Mammalia; Carnivora; Mustelidae. The coding region runs from base 750 to 5528 and encodes 1592 amino acids. The transcript is spliced from 41 exons. Gene Ontology annotation, molecular function: protein binding.